Danio rerio (zebrafish) is the source of this 8111-nucleotide messenger RNA. The record is from RefSeq and is a predicted model, not a curated record. NCBI's taxonomy places the organism in Eukaryota, Metazoa, Chordata, Actinopteri, Cypriniformes, Danionidae.
GGGGUUGUUAAAAAAUAAAUAUAAGGGCGGCCAUCUUUGUUUCUCUGCCUUGUAGUGUAAAAUAUUCCAAAACGCCCCCCACUUUUUGUGUGUCGAUUUGAAUAUUACAUAAAUAUCAUAAUUUGGAAGGAAUACACUUUUAGAUCUCGCGGAACGGGGUCACCGACGGGAAUAUAAUGUCCUCUCUUCUCCGUUCUUGUGAGGAAGAUGAGGGCACGGCGGUUAAUUCCGAGGGAGGAGAUUUUGAUGAAGAAGAAGAAGACGACGGGGACCUGGACGAGAACGCAAGCGACAUAAACUCACCGGCGGCGCCUCGAGAAACUGCAGCAAGAGCCGCGCCAGAUGAUGGAGACGACAUUGGCGAGGCAUCGGACAGGGACAACCUGGGGAAAAAGAAACGAGGGCCUAAGAAAAAGAAAGAGACGAAGAAGAAAGACAAGGAGAAAGAGGGAAAGAUCGCCAAAGCACGCAAGCGGAAAAAAAUUGAGAGUGACAUAGAGAGAGACUCAGAGCCGGACUAUGCCAUGAACUCUGACAGUGCUGCCAGUGAUUAUGGAGGGGAGAAGAAAAAGAAGAAGAAACACAAGGACAAGAAGGAGAAGAAAACCAAGAAAAAGAAGAAAGAGGAUGAAGACAGCACGCAUGAAGAGACCACAAAGCCGGUAGAGAUGAAAACAUCAGCCCAGCUGGCGAGAGAGUGGGGACUUGAGGAUGUUGAUCACACAUUCACAGAAGAAGAUUACCGCACGUUAACCAACUACAAAGCCUUCAGCCAGUUCCUCAGGCCCAUGAUUGCUAAGAAGAACCCUAAAAUCCCCAUGUCCAAGAUGAUGACCAUUCUUGGGGCCAAAUGGCGGGAGUUCAGCUCCAAUAAUCCAUUCAAGGGUUCGGCAGCAGCCGUCGCUGCAGCUGCUGCCGCUGCGGCUGCAGCCGUUGCCGAGCAGGUCUCCGCAGCAACAGCCUCGCCCGAACCUCCACCUCAACCACCUCCACUACGCAAGGCCAAGACCAAAGAGGGCAAAGGCCCUGGCUACAAGAAACGAAGUAAGAGCCCUCGUGUCUCCGACAAGAAGAAGCCAAAACCCAAGAAAAUGGCUCCCCUGCGCAUUAAACUGGGAGCGAUUGGUAACAAGAGGAAGAAGAGCAGUUCAAGUGAGGAGGUGGAUGAGGACGACUCUGAGCAGGAAAACUCCAGCGUUCACAGUUCAUCAGUCCGCUCUGACAGCUCAGGACGGGUCAAAAAGAAUAAAAGGGGUCGCCCCGCCAAGAAGAAGAAAAAGGCGCUGGGCGAUGAGGAUGGUGAUGGCUAUGAGACUGACCAUCAGGAUUACUGCGAGGUGUGUCAGCAGGGAGGAGAGAUCAUUCUGUGUGAUACCUGUCCCAGAGCUUAUCACCUGGUGUGCCUUGAACCUGAGCUGGAGAAAGCACCUGAGGGCAAGUGGAGCUGCCCUCACUGCGAGAAAGAAGGGAUCCAGUGGGAAGCAAAAGAAGAAGACUUUGAGGAAUUUGAAGAGGAGUGUGACGAUGUGCGGGAUGUGGAGUCAGGGCUUGGUGGAGAGGAAGAGGAGGAUGACCACAUGGAGUUCUGUCGAGUUUGUAAAGACGGAGGAGAGCUGUUGUGUUGUGACUCCUGUCCGUCAUCUUAUCACAUUCACUGCCUGAAUCCUCCACUGCCCGAAAUCCCCAAUGGAGAAUGGCUCUGUCCACGCUGCACUUGUCCACCAAUCAAAGGACGAGUGCAAAAAAUCCUGCACUGGCGAUGGGGUGAACCUCCACCCCCAGUUCCCGUCCCUCCACCUCCAGACGCACCUCCUGAUGCCCCGCCCCCUCCACCCAUGAAGGGUCGUCCUGAGCGGGAAUUCUUUGUGAAGCUGACGGCACAGUCCUACUGGCACUGCACCUGGAUUACUGAGCUACAGCUCGAGAUCUUCCAUUCGGUGAUGUUCCGCAACUAUCAGAGGAAAACGGACAUGGAUGAGCCGCCCAGCCUUGACUACGGCUCUGGGGGAGAGGAGGAUUCUGGGAAGAGUGAGAAGCGGAGGGCUAAAGACCCCCAAUACGCCAUUCUAGAGGAGAAGUACUACCGUUAUGGAAUAAAGCCAGAGUGGAUGAUGGUGCACAGGAUAAUCAAUCACAGUGUGGAUAAGAAAGGCAACUACCACUAUCUGGUUAAAUGGAGAGACCUGACCUAUGACCAGUGCACCUGGGAGAGAGAUGAGCUGGACAUCCCUGAGUUUGCUCUGCACAAAACGGCAUACUGGAGACACAGGGAGGCAGUAAUGAAGGAAGAUCCAGAGAAGCCUAGGAAGAUGAGGAGGAGAGAGGAGAACGAUGAAGCUCCAAGCACGCCUGUUAAUGAUCCCACGAUCAAGUAUGAGGAGCAGCCAGAGUUUGUGACGGAGACAGGAGGAACGCUGCACCUCUACCAGCUGGAAGGCCUGAACUGGCUGCGCUUCUCCUGGGCUCAGGGCACAGACACCAUCCUGGCUGAUGAAAUGGGUCUGGGCAAAACCAUCCAGACCAUUGUAUUCCUCUACUCCCUGUUUAAAGAGGGUCACACUAAAGGGCCGUUCCUGGUGAGCGCACCGCUGUCCACAAUCAUUAACUGGGAGAGAGAGUUUGAGAUGUGGGCUCCUGACUUCUAUGUUGUCACUUACACCGGAGACAAGGACAGCCGGGCCAUCAUCCGCGAAAACGAGUUCACUUUUGAUGACACGGCUGUAAAGGGAGGAAAGAAAGCCUUCAAAUUACGGAGAGAAGCACCUAUUAAGUUCCAUGUUUUACUGACGUCAUACGAGCUUGUGACCAUAGACCAGAACGUUCUUAAGUCCAUUGACUGGGCCUGUCUUGUAGUGGAUGAAGCUCACCGCCUCAAAAACAACCAGUCUAAGUUCUUCAGGAGACUGAACGACUAUAAGAUAGACCAUAAGCUGCUGCUAACAGGAACUCCACUCCAGAACAACCUGGAAGAGCUUUUCCACCUGCUUAACUUCCUGACACCCAACCGCUUCAACAAUCUGGAGGGUUUUCUAGAGGAGUUUGCGGACAUCUCUAAAGAGGACCAGAUCAAGAAACUGCAUGACCUGCUCGGCCCUCACAUGCUGCGGAGACUCAAAGCUGAUGUGUUUAAAAACAUGCCAGCAAAAACGGAGCUGAUCGUCCGAGUGGAGCUCAGCCCCAUGCAGAAAAAAUACUACAAGUUCAUUCUGACGCGUAACUUCGAGGCGCUGAAUUCCAAGGGAGGAGGGAACCAGGUGUCUCUGCUCAACAUUAUGAUGGACCUAAAAAAGUGCUGCAACCACCCCUACCUCUUCCCCGUCGCUGCUGCCGAAGCUCCCAAGACACCGAGUGGAGCGUAUGAAGGUGUUGGGCUUACCAAGGCCUCUGGGAAACUCAUGCUGCUGCAGAAAAUGCUCCGAAAACUGAAAGAACAAGGCCACCGGGUGUUAGUGUUCUCUCAGAUGACCAAGAUGCUGGAUUUGCUGGAGGACUUCCUGGAUUCUGAGGGUUAUAAAUAUGAGCGGAUAGAUGGAGGCAUCACUGGAGCUCUCCGUCAGGAAGCCAUCGACAGAUUCAAUGCUCCUGGUGCGGUUCAGUUUUGUUUUCUCCUCUCUACGCGAGCGGGUGGUCUGGGCAUCAACUUGGCCACUGCGGACACAGUCAUCAUCUUUGACUCGGACUGGAAUCCUCAUAAUGACAUACAGGCCUUCAGUCGAGCUCACCGCAUCGGUCAGGCCAAUAAGGUGAUGAUAUACCGCUUUGUGACUCGAGCUUCAGUUGAGGAGCGAAUCACGCAGGUGGCCAAAAGAAAGAUGAUGCUCACACACCUGGUGGUGCGGCCCGGAUUGGGCUCAAAAGCAGGAUCCAUGUCCAAACAAGAGCUGGACGACAUCCUCAAGUUUGGCACAGAGGAGCUUUUCAAAGAUGAGAUUGAGGCAGGGGACAAUAAAGAUGAUGAUAUGAGUGUAAUACACUACGAUAAUGCAGCCAUCGAGCGUCUGCUGGACCGCAGUCAGGAUGCCACCGACGACUCUGACAUGCAGAACAUGAACGAGUAUCUGAGCUCCUUCAAGGUGGCCCAGUACACUGUCAAAGAGGAUGACAAGAUAGAGGAAAUUGAGAGAGAAAUCAUUAAGCAGGAAGAGAAUGUGGAUCCUGAUUAUUGGGAGAAACUCCUGAGGCAUCACUACGAGCAGCAGCAGGAGGAUCUGGCCCGCAAUCUCGGCAAAGGAAAGAGAGUUCGCAAACAGGUCAACUACAAUGAUGCAGCUCAAGAGGACCAAGAGUGGCAUGCUGACAUUUCAGAUAACCAAUCAGAGUACUCUGUUGGCUCGGAGGAGGAAGAUGAAGACUUUGACGAGAGACCUGAGGGUCGCAGACAGUCACGCAGGCAACUUCGAAACGAGAAGGACAAACCACUGCCACCCCUUUUGGCCAGAGUUGGCGGCAACAUUGAGGUAUUGGGCUUUAAUACGCGUCAGAGAAAAGCCUUCCUGAAUGCCAUCAUGAGAUGGGGGAUGCCUGCUCAGGACGCCUUCUCUUCUCAGUGGCUCGUGCGGGACCUCCGCGGCAAGAGCGAGAAAGAGUUCAAGGCAUAUGUGUCGCUCUUCAUGAGGCAUCUCUGUGAGCCAGUGGCUGAUGGUUCCGAGACGUUUGCUGAUGGCGUCCCACGGGAGGGGCUCUGCAGGCAGCCGGUCCUCACACGUAUAGGAGUCAUGUCUCUGGUCAAGAAGAAGGUGCAAGAGUUUGAACAUAUCAAUGGGAAAUGGAGCAUGCCUGAGCUGAAGCCAGAGAUCACCGUUGACUCUAAGAAAUCCUCAAGAGCCUCUUCGCCCACCAUCAAGACAGACACUCCCACACCUGAACUGAGCUGCAACAACACACCCUGCACCUCCAAACCAGCCACCCCCUCUCCACCUGACAAGACGGAGAAGAGCGCAAAAGAGGCAGAGAAAGAUGAGGCCGAGUCCCUGACAGAACCAGAGAGAGAGCGAGAGAAGGAAAAAGCGAAAGAAGCAAAGGAGGGAGAGAGUGUGGAGAGCACAGAACACGGAGAAGCUACAGGGAACGAGGGUGAGAAAGAUCCAAUAACCAGUGAAAAAUCUCAGACAUCUGAAAGUCCAGCAGCGGCAGCUUCUGAUGACUCAAAAACUAAAGAAAAUCCUGACAUCUCUCAGUCUCCACCAAAAGAAAAGAAUGAGAAGGAGAAACAAGAGGAGGAGGAGGGCAAGGAAAAAGAGCCCUCCACCGAGAAACCGUCUGAUUCUCCAUCUGUUAAAGAAGAGAGCAAAGAGGCUCUGAAAGGUGACAAAAAAGAAAAGGCUGGAGAAGAGAAGGAGAAAACUGAAGCAUCGUCCCCUCCCUCAGAAACAACAGAGAAGAAGGACAAAUUAGAUCAGUCGUCUGAGGUCAAAAAAGAGGAGGUGAAGGGUGAAAGGGAUGCUGGGAAGGAGGUCAGAGUGCAGAGGGAGGAGGUGCCCAAAGUUAUCAGCAGACCAGCAGAGCGUCCACGGUUCAUGUUCAACAUCGCAGAUGGAGGAUUCACAGAGCUCCACACUCUCUGGCAGAAUGAGGAGCGGGCAGCUAUUUCAUCAGGCAAGAUCAACGAGAUCUGGCACCGGCGGCACGACUUCUGGCUGCUUUCAGGAAUCGUGUGUCAUGGCUACGCACGGUGGCAGGACAUUCAGAAUGACCCGCAGUUUGCAAUCAUAAAUGAACCCUUCAAAACUCAAGCCAACAAAGGAAACUUCUUAGAGAUGAAAAACAAGUUCCUGGCAAGACGGUUCAAGUUGCUGGAGCAGGCCCUGGUAAUCGAGGAGCAGCUGCGUCGGGCUGCCUACCUCAACAUGACCCAGGACCCCACUCACCCGGCCAUGGCCUUGAACGCCCGCUUUGCUGAGGUCGAAUGUCUCGCUGAAUCCCAUCAGCAUCUCAGCAAGGAGUCGCUCGCAGGAAACAAACCUGCCAAUGCCGUCUUGCACAAGGUGCUAAACCAGUUGGAGGAGCUUCUGAGUGACAUGAAGGCAGACGUAACGCGGCUCCCAGCCACACUGUCCAGAGUCCCGCCGAUCACAGCCCGUCUGCAGAUGUCCGAGAGAAGCAUCCUCAGUAGACUGGCCAACAAGGGCAACGAGACACACACACCGCCGCCUAUUCCUCCAGGCCCGUACGCCACCCCGCAGAACUUCGGCCCUCCCUUCACACCUGCACCCUCAGCUGCCCUCGCUCUGGCCGGAGCAAACUACAGCCAGAUGCCACCCGGAUCCUUCAUAUCAGAAGCUCCGUCCUGCCUGAAGACCAAGGAGCAUGACGUGCUGCAGCGCCAGAGGGUAGUGGACCUGUGGAAGGACGGCAAGUCGGAAGGGACAAUUGGGCAGGAGCUUCGCAUGCCCAAAUCCACCGUACACAGCAUCAUUGUAAAGUAUCGCCUCAGCAACACUGUGGAGAACCUGCCGCGCAACGGACGCCCCAAAAAACCCUGAUCUGAACAAGCGAAGAAGAAAGGGACUGUGUGGGAAUGUGUGGGGCCGAUAAAUUGGAUGGGAGGGUACACAAAGGUGGGAAUGUCUAAAAAUAUUGCAGCAAGCUAGGAAGAGCUACUGGACUUCUUGAGAAGAGGUGAAAUGGUUAAUAAUAGACAAAAAAAAAGAAGUAGGGAAAAAGGGAGCUGAAACAAGAGCCGCUUGGACGACAAAAACACAGACCUCUUCUUCCACUUCUGCUCUUUCCAGUGCUUUUUCCCUUCUUUCUUUCUAUCUCUCUCCCUUCCACUCUCACUCUGUCUCCCCUUGCCCCCUCCAUUCCCUUCCCUUUCAUCUGUCGGUCCGAGAGAAGUCUCAGCAGAUUAAUUUUUCAUUUGGCCGAAGGAGCGAGAGUGCUCGUUUAAGUGCCCGAAUCCUUCCCUCCCUAAUUCCAUCGCAAAUCACUAUUUCUCUGCAUCCCUUUAUACAGCAUCUCCUUUAUCAUUUAUCCUUCUCUCUUUCACAUGCACCCAAUGUCAGAAGUGAAGGAUUCCAAAGACUGAUGUUUUUCCAAAAUACCACAAGUUUGCUUUCUGUCAUUAAAACGCCUGUCCCAAUCAAAACUGCUUUGAAGCUGAGGCACAGUGAAGUGGAACUAUCUUUUUUUUUCCUGCGGACCUCUUGAAAAAUCCUCCAGCCGUGGACUCUCUGCAUGCCGAAAAACAGGACUGUGAAAUGUUACAGUGGCAUGAAACUGCUCCACUUAUAUACUGUAUGAAGACAUAUAUAUCUGCAACCUGACCAGAGUGGGGAUGCAGAAAGAAAUAUAUCUGUGCCUGAUCUGGGAUCAGUUUUAAGAUUAAUCAUGUCUGAGUCAGAAGACCUCCGUGCUGAGUGUGCAUACGACUCAACCUGUCUGACCAAAUUCCUGCACUGUCUAAGAGCCAGAUUCAAUCCCCGGUGGGACGUUUAUACAGUACACCACUGUUGUAUGAGAACUCCCUGCAUUCUGCAAAAAUGCACAAACACACCCACGUGUGCACACACACUCACACUGGAGAGCCACUUAAGCAGCUCUUUAUUUUCCACCACGUGGUGGUGUGUUUUAUUGUCGAGGCUGAGUGUGUGCGCAUGGUCUUGCAUUAUGAGUGAUCUGAAGCUAAUUGUGCGUUUGUUCAUGUUCGGAUGGGUUGAUACUGUACAAGUGAAGAUUCAGGGUUGCUUGCUUGUGUGUGUGUGAGAGCGAGUGAUUAAUUGUAUGAGUGUUCUGGUUGUUUGGACAGGCUGGGUCAUUGAGGCCAGCUGCCAUAUCUGCUUGUUUUUCUGGUUUACUGAGAGGUAGAGGGACUGGUUGAGGCAGGCUGGUGUGCACCAGCAACAUUUGUUGCCGGCAGAUAAUAUUUGGUUUAGAGAAAGUGGCAUGCAAAAGACUGAUGCUUGAAAGAAAGACAACAUGAGAAAGGCAGCAGCUGAGUAAGCAGUUAUUAUGGCUGGCUAACAGGUUUUUUUUGAUAAUUAAUCUGUUAGUUCUCCAACAUCUUCCCUUGGAUUCUCAUCAAAUCAUGAGCAAUAUAGAUUACAUUUAAUCUUAAUAUUUAUUCAUGAAAAUCAGCCUUUUCUUUUGGUGAUUUAUUGCUUAAGAAACAUUUA